Glossina fuscipes is the source of this 4595-nucleotide messenger RNA. RefSeq names its product cGMP-gated cation channel alpha-1 (gene CngB). The transcript is spliced from 6 exons. NCBI's taxonomy places the organism in Eukaryota, Metazoa, Arthropoda, Insecta, Diptera, Glossinidae. The record is from RefSeq and is a predicted model, not a curated record. Bases 266 to 3475 code for a protein of 1069 amino acids. Gene Ontology annotation, biological process: monoatomic cation transmembrane transport. Gene Ontology annotation, cellular component: plasma membrane; intracellular cyclic nucleotide activated cation channel complex. Gene Ontology annotation, molecular function: protein-containing complex binding; cGMP binding; intracellularly cGMP-activated cation channel activity.
AAUUUGAUGUCCGGCCAUUGUUUUAUUCAAAAAUAAAUUGCGGAGGCUUCAAAAAAACUUUAACACAAGAAGGGAUGCACAAAUUCAUAUUAAGCAACAAGUCUAAACAAAUCGUAUCAAAAAACACAUUUAAUGUAGAGUAACGUGAAGUGUUAAAGAAAAAAAAUCAAUAAUUUCCCAUAUGUUGAAAAUGUUUUCAUAAAAGAGAUUUCUUUAAAUCUUGCCUUAAUGUGCUAUAAAGCUUCACGAUUACGUUCCGAGGAAAAUGGAAAAUAUGGGUCGGUUGCGUAAAACCACCAGUGCAGGUUAUGACACUCAAUACUUGUUAAAAUCUUCUCCUAACAUAUUGGAAAACUUUUCUUACGAAGAUUUUCAAGUGAAUUUCGAUCGUACGCAACCCAAACGUAUGACAUCACCACCUACACGUUAUCCAAAUCGUAAACGUUCCAAAUCGCCUCUGUUCUGCGAAACACUGGAACGUCAUGCCUUUAUGCAGAAUGUCAUUAACACCAAACGUCUUAACAGCUAUGAAACGCGCUAUUCCUCGCCCAGUGAAAAAGAAGAAAAUGUUCGGCGCAGCUUAGGAUCCAUAUCCAAAGAUAUAAAGGAAAUUGAGGAAUUUCUGGCGGCUACCGAGAACGUUAUGCGCGAGGAAAAGGAAAUGGAAUUGCUAAUGAAAAAGAUGCGUUACAAAGAAGGUAGUCCGAAUAAAGAAAACAAAAUGCCGUCUCCAGUUAAUGGAUCUCGACGUAAUUCCAUUAAGAAUACUACUUAUAAAAUUAAUUCUUUUAAAAAUCGACGUUCCAAGCCGGGUUCACCGCGUCUAAUACAUUCGCGUUUAUAUUUUCGGAACGGUCGUAUAGGAUGUUUGGAGGCAGAAAAUGCGACCUCAAACGUGGAAAGUACUCACGCCUUAGUGAAACAUAUUUUGAAGUAUGAAAACGAGAAACCCUUGGUUAGCCCCGAGAGUGUUCGAAAAGUGUUAAUUGGUGAUAUUAAGAACGCAACAGCAGCUCUAUCUGAACCAAAUUCUCCAUUGCAAACCAAAGGAGCGCCCAUUGACGAGAGUCACACCUCUUUACCCGGUCAAGUGGACAUUGACGUGGAACGAGGCAUUGAAUUGAAACCUUUAAAAGAAGAAGUUGACAGAAUUACCGGCAAGUUAAUCUUACAAGCUGAAGAGACAGCUGCACAAAAAUCGCCUCAAACAGAAUCACAGUUGGUCGAUGAAGAUGAACAGGAUGUGCGAAUUUGUUAUGACGAAUUACCGGAAGUGCUUAACGAACAAGAAAAUACAGCAGCGCUUAUGGAUAGCGAGAUAGAUGUCGUAGAUCCGAACACUCCAAUCAAUGUUUGCGUUAAUCGUCUUUCGAGCGCUGGUAGUUUAGAUUCGGACGGCCAGCAAUUUUUAAGGGAACAAGUAAGACAUUUGGUGAGACGUUUUACGGCCAGAGCUAAUAAAGUGAAGUCACAACUAGAGUUGCCGCCUACUCCGUCGAGCAGUACUACGUCUCCUUCACCCUCGCCCUCUGCUCCACCGCAGAGCGCAACGCGCGCUUGGAGUGAAAAGGGAGAAAAAUCUCCAGAGAAAAAAUCGAACGUUGUUAACCCUCAAAAAACCCCUAAUAAAAAUCGACCUUUUGAAGCUGAUAAUUCACGUUCCAGCAUGUGGCUUUGUUCCAGCCUUUGCGGCAGCAAUGAUGACCAUAAUACCUUGGAUCCGCAAGGUAAAAUAUAUAUUGCCUGGCUUUCCGUCGUCUCCAUAUCGUUUCUCUACAAUGCUUGGGUUAUACCUCUGCGAUCCACAUUUCCCUUCCAAACUCCCGAAAACACUAACACAUGGCUAAUUAUGGAUUUCUGCGCCGACAUUAUUUAUCUAUUGGACGUGGUCUUCUUCAAGCACCGCCUCAUGUAUUUGUUCGAGGGUUUUUGGGUUAAAGAUAAAAAUCUUACUCGUAAAAAUUAUAUGAGGAAAUUACAAUUCAAGCUGGAUUUAUUGUCGCUUUUGCCCUUGGAACUGCUGUAUUUCAAAUAUGGCACUAUAGCCGUUUACUUGAGAUUUCCUAGAUUUUUUAAGGUUCAAAGUUUUUGGGAAUUCUUCAAGUUGCUCGAUCGCGUCAUAUCUUCUCCGCAUAUUGUGCGAAUUACGAAAACUCUACUCUAUAUGCUAUAUAUGAUUCACCUAACCUCCACGCUUUAUUAUGCGUACAGUGCUUAUCAAGGUGUGGGAGUAAACCGCUGGGUUUUCAAUGGUAAAGGCCAUCCGUAUGUGCGCUGUUUCGUUUUCGCCACAAAAACGGCCACUUCCAUAGGGAAAAAUCCUAAGCCGGAUCGCGAAGGAGAGUACGUCUUUAUGACCGUAGCCUGGCUAAUGGGAGUGUUCGUGUUUGCCUUACUUAUUGGACAAAUCAGAGACAUCAUAUCAACGGCUACUCGCACAAAAAACGAAUAUCGCCAACUGGAAGAUGAGACAUUGGAGUAUAUGCGUCGCUUGAAUCUUUCUAAAGAAACCCAAAAACGUGUGAAGAUGUGGUUUAAGUUUACUUGGGAUCAACAGCGCACUCUCGACGAAUCUAACAUCUUGGAUUCCUUGCCAAUUAAUUUAAAAACUGAUAUCGCUAUUUCGGUGCACAUACAAACCUUAUCGAAAGUUCAGCUCUUCGCAGAUUGUGAAGAGGCUUUACUCCGUGACUUGGUUUUGAAAUUGCGCGCCGUUACUUUCCUACCCGGAGAUUAUGUGUGUCGUAAAGGCGAGGUGGGCCGCGAAAUGUACAUAAUCAAAUUGGGACAAGUUCAGGUCAUGGGUGGCAACGACACCGUUCUGGCCACUUUAUCCGAAGGGAGUGUUUUCGGUGAGAUUAGCCUGCUCGGUAUUAAUGGUGCCGAUCGUCGCACUGCCGACGUUCGUUCUAAAGGUUUCGCCAAUCUCUUUGUCCUAUCUAAAGCCGAUUUAAAUGAAGUAAUAGCUUAUUAUCCUAGCGCGCAAGCCAUUUUGAAGAAACGUGCUCGGGCUUUAAUGCGCAAAAAUGCCGCUCGUGAGAAGCAAGAACAACAGGCUCGACAUCGCACUUUACAAGCUGAUGUCGUGAUCGGUAAUCCCAAGACUCCAGAAAAUCAGCCCAAACUUUUACAAACAGUUAUCCAGGCUUUGCCCUACGAAUCGCCUGCUGUUCUACUUAUUACACGAGGCUCAAAACGAACGCGAAAGCAACGGCUCUCAACAAAAAUGGAAACUAUUGAGGAUUGCGAAGUUGACGAAGUGAACAAAAACCGCGCUUUGAAAAAACAUGACAGCUUUUUAUUAGCCAAGGACUCGAGGGCGAAUUCACCAGACCUCCUAUCAUCCAUACAGAACGAGUUGCAAAAUAAAAAUCAAUUUAUAAAUUUAACUGAUUCUGAGAAAGCCCUCAUAGUCUCCACUACCUCGAGCAAUGAUUCCAUAGUUGUAGAAGACUUGGAAGAAUGUGGAAUGUGAAAUAUCUGAAAACUGUAAUCAUCUAACUUGUUCUAAUGGCGUUUCCUUUACGUGUCCAUAAUUUAAGUCAAAAUAAAAUAAAUGUUUUGUGUACGCUUUUCAAUCUUAAAAUUUAGAUGACUUUCUAGCUUGUCAUCGAGCCUGAUGGAGAAAGACUGCAAAGUCAGAUUUGUUCUUGUAAACUAAGUUGAAAGCCUUAACCGAUACUUUAGCAGAUGGAAAACGCGACAUCAAGUCUUCGUAUUCCUGUACAACCGUUUCGACUGUUGUGUACAAAAUGUCGGUGGUUUUAACCACACUUUUUUUUUUAGCAAUUUCAUUGCAAAGGUAGUCAGGCCAUCUCUAUGGUGCUCCGCGUGCCAGGUAGAGUACCGCGUUCACCCUCCGUUUAUAUAUACGUUAGUCGGUAAGGAUGUUUGUAUAGGUUCGAUGGAUUGCUUAAUGAAAAAAUUCUGAAGGCGCAUUCAAAGCAAAACGCAUUCUCACACACACACUUAUCUGAUAUACAUUUAUACUUUUAUUUUAUUAUAUGUAAUAUUUGAGAGGAAAAUAAUAACGCGAUUAUUAAUGCGAAAACACAAUGAUCUACACGAAACAGCUUGAUUUGAAUGAUUUUCACUAGCAAUGGGUAAAAUUCUAUACAUGUUAUUAUUAAAUAUAAUAAAUAUAUGAAUUAUUUUGUAAAUAAAUUAGCAAAAAUGUGUCUUCUUCUUUUCUUUUUUUUUUUUUUUUUCAUUAAACACGUAUGUAUGUAUCUAUGUGUUCUACUGGUAUUAUACAUAUUAGGCAUAACAUAUACUUAUAGAUAUAAGGUUUCUUUUUUAACAAAUUUGUUGCCGGGAAUUCAUCGGUGUAUACAACAAAUAUAUAUUACGAUAAAGCUCGCUUGCUUUCUUCUUCUUACGCUUUAAAAUGAAAAUUCUUCGAAUUUUUUAAUAAAACAUUUAAUUACUUUCUUUUUUUGAAAAAUAAAAAUCUCGUAUAUGUUUUUGAAACACAGGUCUUUGUCUACAACCGAAAUAUAAGUAACAAAAUUUCACUAACUCUUAUUACUUUUCGCAAGUCUUUAUGGAACACGAACAUCUUUCUUUCUUGUUUUUUUUUUUUUUUUUUUUUUUUU